This is a messenger RNA of Strongylocentrotus purpuratus (purple sea urchin), 2201 nucleotides long. It is a transcript of the gene fsip1, whose product is annotated as fibrous sheath-interacting protein 1. The record is from RefSeq and is a predicted model, not a curated record. The transcript has 10 exons. The coding region runs from base 146 to 2158 and encodes 670 amino acids. Lineage: Eukaryota; Metazoa; Echinodermata; Echinoidea; Camarodonta; Strongylocentrotidae.
GAAGAUACCAUGAUUUUAUGUGAAAAUAUGCAAUGGCGGCUGUUGUCAGGAACGCUGUGUCUUUGGCGGCCGGUAGUUGACGAUACGAGACAAAUAUUCGAGUGCAAACAAUAACAAUUGAUCUUUUGGAGUCUAUCCGUCCAGCAUGGACAUCACUAGAGGCAGUCUAGAUGAUAUCACCAGGCCUGCUAGAAACUCUAGAUACAGACCAGGUAGCAGGGUAUCGCUCAACAGCCCAGUUAAUAGGUCUCUCAGUGUUGCCAGUAGUUCACUGGAGUUACUGCCACCUGAUCCUGACAUACUGCUGCAAGAAGAUAAUGAUCUGGCUGUGGUUGAGUUCCUCAACUCUUCUGAAGAUGAAGAAGUAGGAAAUGGGGAGGAGGAGGAUAUCAAUGACUUUGGUAGAAGUGGAGGAGUGUUUAAUGCUUGCAGGGUCCAGGACAGACUGCAUAAUCUGGACCUCCUCCUCCUUGCCAAAGGUGACAAUGAAAGCAUGGAUGGUAGUCUCCCUGACACCGAUGAUCCAAGCAACCUGAGAGAGUUAACUCAUCUCAACCGAACUGAUGAGGACAGAUCCGGUAGGAGCUCGUCCAGGGGACGCAGAAGUGAGAACCGGGAGAGUAGGCAAGAUGUGGAGGAAGAGGAGGAAGAGGAAGAUCCGGAUGCAGACCUAGCAGCCAUCACGGAUCCGGAGCUGAAGAAGGCCAUCAAGAAGAUGCGCAAGCUGGAUCGCAUCCUGAACACAAGGGUAACGAGGGAGAAGGAGGUGAAACGGCAGAGGAAGAUGCUCCAUUAUCAGCUGGAGGUGGAGCUAGAGGCUAUCAAGGAGGAGGGAGGAGGAAAGUCUAAAGAGGCUUCAGAGAACACCACUCGAUUCCUGGCAUUGGUACCACCUGUCAGUCAUGAUGAAGGAGUGAACAUGGAAGACAUUCCUUCAACUCCUGUGUUUGCUACGCAGCCACCAGAGGGCAGCAGUCCAUCUCAUAAAACUUCAUCAUCGAGUGAACAUUCCAGUCCUGGGAGGACAGUAGGUCAGAGUAGAAGAGCUUCUAAGACAUCCCCAAGGGAUCACCUUAGAAGACCUAGACCACCAGGGGCAAGCAACCAGGGUAGGAAAGAAGAUGAACCAGAUUUCAUUCACAGAAAUAUUCAGUUGGCAUCGGAUGCGGGUAAUCUGAUCGCCAUGACAGACGAUGAAAAAAAGAGGCUUGAAGAUAUGCUCUCAGAGGUUGUUGUUCUUGCAGGUGAACCAGAUGAGGGUUCUUCUGGGAACAGUCUUCAGUUGAAACACAUCCCUGGGUCUGGCUACACACCGGAUGCUGACAGUCAGAUGCUUUUACAAGACAUUGAUGAGAAACUAAAGAACCUUCUCCCAUCUGACGAUUUCAUGGACAUCUGUAGCACCCCCUCUAUGCUUGGAGACAGACGUGAGUCAUUCAACCCAGCAGCAUUUGACCUUGGCGAGCGCAUCCUCAAGGACACCAAGAUAGAGCAAAGUCAGCAGCAGAGACUCAAAAACAUAGAGCAGGAACUUGUCAGCCUUCAAAAUCAAGUUGAUAAUGAGAUAUCAUCACCAUCAUUAUCAAAGGCUCAGCUGAACUCCCUUCUGCAACGCUGCUCUGAUGCCAGUGACAGAACCCUGACGGAAAUCACUUCGCCCCGACUCCAACAAACCCCCUCAACGCUACAAUCCAACCAGUCGUCUCCGAGAGCGAGCAGUCAGCAAGCGUCCCCUCGAUUGCCUGGGCAGGGGGGCAGCCAGAUGUCGUCGGGGGCACCCCCUGGUGGGAAACUCUCCAAUGAUGCCCUGCAACAGCUUCUCUCAGAGGCCAAAGCCAGCCUUGGGCUACUUGCAAUAGAAAAUGCUGAUAGCAGUCGUGCCAGUAGCAGGACCACAACCACUAUGAUGACGGGGAGGGACUCGGCAUCGCAACUUGCAUUUUCUAUGGAUGACUCACCCAGAUCUGAAAUGAGUAUGAAUACAUCGAGAACACUUGUUUCUCAUGAUGUAAUCCAGCAGCUCCUGAAGAACCCCCGUGCCACCUUACUGCAAUCCAGUCGCUUGCAAAACAUGGAGAACGAUGAGGAGAGAGAGAUUGAUGACGACGAUGAGAGAGAGUUCGAUGAUGAUGAACUAAACGCUUCAUUGGACAUAUAGCUAGUGCAGUGAGACCUAUACAUAAAGACUGCUCAAGGGAGAA